CCGCAGUUGGAGAGACACCAGAGGGAGAUGGGGUGAGCCAACCCUGGGUGAGGAGGUUUCAGCUGCAGCCGGAGACACCUCAGUGGGACAAGACCAUGUGGCUGCCAUUAGCUCUGCUGCUCGUCUGUGUCCCAGGCUCUUUGUCUCUGAGUGGCCCCAGCACUGUGAUGGGCAUCGUGGGGGGAUCCCUGAGAGUGCAGUGUCGGUACGAGGAGAAAUACAAGACAUUUACCAAAUACUGGUGCCGACAACCAUGCUUGCCACUUUGGAACCAGAUUGUGGCCGCCAGAGGGUCUGAAGAAAAGAUGAGGAGUGGCCGCGUGUCCAUCGUGGACCAUUCUGGAGACCUCACCUUCACAGUGACCUUGGAGAACCUCACUGAAGAUGAUGCAGGAAAAUACAGGUGUGGGAUUGCAACAAUGCUGCAUGAAGAAGGACUCCAUGGUUUCCUGCCUGACCUUUUUUUCCAGGUUCAAGUGUUUGUUUCCCCCAGGUCCCUGUUUGGCAGCGUCCACUUCCUACUCCUCAUUCUCCUGAAGGUGCCCCUGUUUCUGAUUAUGCUCAGUGCCGUCCUCUGGGUUAACAGGCCUCAGUGGGCAAUUUGUGGGGCACAGAGUCGGCCUGAUGAAGACAACCUGCGGCCCUCCUUGAGCAUCGAUAUCCUGUCCAGAGACACCGCCACUCAGACUAGAGGAGGAAGAACUUCUGACCCCAAACCUUCUAUCACUUCUCACCUUAUUGCCAAAAACUGGUAAAAAUAAAUAAAUAAAUAAAUACA
This is a messenger RNA of Neomonachus schauinslandi (Hawaiian monk seal), 778 nucleotides long. Its product is annotated as protein CD300H-like. NCBI's taxonomy places the organism in Eukaryota, Metazoa, Chordata, Mammalia, Carnivora, Phocidae. Gene Ontology annotation, molecular function: transmembrane signaling receptor activity. The transcript is spliced from 3 exons. The coding region runs from base 96 to 755 and encodes 219 amino acids. The record is from RefSeq and is a predicted model, not a curated record. Gene Ontology annotation, cellular component: plasma membrane.